GACCAACAAACAGUUCGUAUAUUCGUCUUUAUAACGAAUACGGACAACUCAUCGAAGCCAUGGAUACAUCUGAUCCGCUUCAAGUACAGUUCCAUUCGUACUCAAUAGAGUUUAAAACCAGAAAUGCGCUGAGCACCAAUAGGGGGUAUUAUUUCCUUUUUGACGAGGGAGCUGUGUUAGGAAUACAUUGCGGAGAACGGUCAAGGGAGGUAACUGACCCUUACUUUUGGCGGAUCCAUUCAUAUUUUACAACUUUUGCACCAUACUACACAACCGAUUGGUACACGAAUACAUUGAGACCUCAAACAACAGUCCAUGUAACUGCGUCAGGCAAUGGCAUACGUCUGGUAAACGGUCAUUCGCCGUACUCGGGUCGAGUAGAAGUUAUCCAUAACGGCCAGUGGGGGACGGUUUGUGACGACUCGUUUGAUGGAGCCGAGGUUGAGGUGAUCUGUAGAAUGCUAGGACUCCAGUAUGGGCAAGGGUAUGGCGGUCGGCCUUAUUCAGGCGCUUAUUACGGUCAAGGAUCCGGUCCAAUAUGGCUUGACGACCUCAUGUGUGGCGGCAAAGAGAACAACAUAGCUAACUGUCGGUCGGGUGGGUGGGGUAUUGAAAACUGCGCUCAUAGUGAAGAUGCUGGCGUUGAUUGCCAUGCUUUCUACAUCACAUACCCACCAACAACAGUGACACCUUCCAAUAAUGCAACAUCUACUUUUAACUGGUGGCAGACGACAAUGGGUUUGAGACCUCAGGAUGUUAUAACCGUCAGUUGUGAUGAGCGUGGCUGGGAGCUAGAGGUCGACAUGAAUAGACUUCGCCUGAUAUAUCCUGGCGCCAGGGCCUCGGAUAUUUACCUCGGAGAGAACACUUGCACCGGUGUAGAGUCGUGGGGUCGGCUGACGUUCCAGCAAGGCCUAAGGGAGUGCUUAACAUCCGAAACAAUACGAGGAGAUGCGCUGGUUUAUAAGAAUGAGCUAGUGUAUGCCGAUCGGGAUCCGCAAUAUCCGUUCAUAAUAAGGGCCUAUAAUUGGACGGUUGGGGUUGAGUGUGACGUGAGCCGGAACGGAACCUCAUUAGCUCAUAUUCACCACGAUUCCCAAAACACCUCUGGGGUAACUGUGGACGGUGCCAGCCACUAUGGGGUGAAUAUGUCCUUCUACCGGGAUCCCAAUUUUCUGAUACCAAUUUAUGGCAACCCCCUGCAAGUGCCCGUUGGAACCGACGUCUACGUGAAAGUGUUCGUCUCUUCGUCUGAUUGGUCAACCAAAAUGCGAGUACAUUCGUGCUACACUAAGCCGUCUAGAAAUUCACCUAACAACUUGACGUAUUACCUCAUCAAGGACGGAUGCGUGGAGGAUGUGAACACGAGACUUAUUUCACAGUCAACCCACGAGACCCGCUUUGUGUUCCAAGACUUUGAAUACACCGCGAAUCACGAGGGGAUUGACGUCAUGUGUGACGCAACAUUCUGUUCAGCCAGUGACGUAUCUUCAAAAUGCAGACAGAGUUGCCAUCCAUAAUGCAUAUUAACACACUGGCAGUAUUUAAACAAUAUGACACUAACAAUUGUGCGGUUGUUGCCUUUCUGUCUUCAACAUGUAUUGACAACCGUUUGUUUUUAUAAAGCGUGUGUAGCGUAGAACGCAUGAAUCCUGUGUGUGUAGCGUAGAACGUAUGAAUCUUGCGUGUGUAGCGUAGAACGUAUGAAUCCUGCGUGUGUAGCGUAGAACGCAUGAAUCCUGCGUGUGUAGCGUAGAACGUAUGAAUCCUGCGUGUGAAGCGUAGAACGUAUGAAUCCUGCGUGUGUAGCGUAGAACGCAUGAAUCCUGCGUGUGUAACGUAGAACGUAUGAAUUCUGCGUGUGUAGCGUAGAACGUAUGAAUUCUGCGUGUGUAGCGUAGAACGUAUGAAUCCUGCGUGUGUAGGUAGCGUAAAACUUAUGAAUCCUGCGUGCCCGAAUGUUAACUUCUUUACAAUUAAAAUAUUUACUGUAAUUUAAACUAAAAAUAACAACACCAAAAAUUAAAAAUAAUGUUAUAGAGAUAAUUUAAUGGCAAGAAUACCGACUAAAAACUUUAAAUCUUUGUGGUUAUUGGCUACCUAUGAGUGUAAACGGUGUUUGGUGUCUUAUGUGUCGCUUGCGGAUUGUCUGUUUUGCCUUUCUUAUAUGAAAUAAAUAUGACGUCAUAG
Molecule: messenger RNA, 2190 nt
Organism: Mya arenaria
Lineage: Eukaryota; Metazoa; Mollusca; Bivalvia; Myida; Myidae
Product: deleted in malignant brain tumors 1 protein-like
Exons: 11
Coding region: 60-1520 (486 amino acids)
Cellular component (GO): membrane
Source: RefSeq, a predicted model, not a curated record